Myzus persicae (green peach aphid) is the source of this 2151-nucleotide messenger RNA. RefSeq lists its product as uncharacterized. The transcript has 2 exons. Lineage: Eukaryota; Metazoa; Arthropoda; Insecta; Hemiptera; Aphididae. The record is from RefSeq and is a predicted model, not a curated record. The coding region runs from base 1 to 2151 and encodes 716 amino acids.
AUGUUUACACAUUUCAAUUUCCAACAUUCAUGCAAUACAUUUGAUACAUUUUAUUGUGCAGAAGAUGGGUGCUUGAGGUCUUUUAAUCUAAAAAACUCUUUCCGAAAACAUUUACAAAAACAUAUUUUAGAUGAAGAACUACAUCCUUCGACUUCCCAAACCGAGUUAAAAAACAAUUUCCCUUCAGAUAAAAUUAUAAAUAUUGAUAACUACUCUAAUGAUUUUUCUCCCGAGAGUCCAGAUACAGCAAAUAAAACUAAAACUAUUAACCCCGCUGAAAUAUUGAACAAGUCUAUUGCUAAUUUUAUUGCAUCUUUAUAUGCUAAUCCAAUUAUACCUAGAAAUGUUAUACAAAUAGUUGUUGAUGGUGUGGAACAGAUUUUUUCUGAGGGUAUAGUUAUUUUCAUUACAAAUUAUGUUGAACAAGUAUCAAACAAAAAUAAAAUUCCUGAAAAUUAUUGCUCUAUGUUUAAUGAUGUUGGAAGUAUUAUUGAGAAUGCUUUCGUUUGUUUUAAAACUGAACAUAAGAGAUUUCGUUACUUUGCUGAGUCAGAAUCUUAUGUAGAACCUAAAGAAAUUAUUAUUGGCCAACGUUUAAACAGAAUAAUAAAAAAAGGUGUGUCUAUUCUUGAACCUAUUAGCUGUACUGAACAAUUUAUACCCUUGAGAAACGUUCUGAAACAAUUUUUUUGUCUUGAAAAUGUCCUUAGUGAAACCUUAGAAUACUUGUCUAGCUUAAUGAUAAAUGAUAAAAGUGUUAUAGGAAAUUUUGUUCAGGGUACCUUUUGGCAAAGCAGAAUGAAAAAAUUUAAUGGUAAAACCGUUUUACCGCUCUUCAUGUACUUUGAUGACUUUGAAAGUAAUGUACUUGGGAGUCAUUCGGGUGUUCAUAAAGUGGGAGCAGUGUAUGUAUCUAUCCCAUGUAUACCACCUCAUCGUACAUCAGUUUUAAGUAAUAUUUUCCUUGCUUUACUUUUUCAUUCUAGUGAUAGAGUGGAAUUCGGAAAUAAUGUUAUUUUUAAUCCUUUAAUUAAUGAACUAAAUUAUUUGCAAGAAACUGGUAUAGAAAUAGAUACUCCUGUAUUUAAAGGUGUAUUGUACUUUGAUUUGGGAUUAAUUAUCGGAGAUAAUUUAGGAAUCCACUCAAUUAUUGGUUUUACUGAAAGUUUUUCCUCAAAUUAUUCAUGUCGAAUUUGUACUAUAAAAAAAAAUGAUUUAAAAUUUCAAUGUUACGAAGAUGAAAGUAUGCUAAGAUCUAUUGAUCAAUAUUAUAUGCACUUGGAAAUGAACGAUCUAAGUGCAACUGGCAUAAAAGAAAAGUGUGUGUGGUUAGAUGUUAAAAAUUUUAAUUUGUUUGACCAAGUAGGCGUUGAUAUAAUGCAUGAUAUUCUUGAAGGAUGUGCGAAGUAUAUCAUGGGUUUUAUUAUAUCUUAUUAUGUCAAGGACCUAAAAUUAUUUUCGUUACAAGUUUUAAAUGAUAGAUUAUUUGCAUUUGAUUUUGGUCCUGAGAAAAAUAAACCGUGUACAAUAAAUAUGGAUCACAUUGAUGUAGGAAAUGUAAAACAAUCUGCAUCUGAAAUGUUAAUAUUAGUUAGAUAUUUUGGAUUAAUAAUUGGCGAUCUUAUCCCUAUUGAAGAACCAGUUUGGAUUCUAUUUAUUACCUUACGUAAAGUUUUAGAUAUUAUGUUAUCACCUGCACUUGAAGAAGGAAGUAUUUAUUUACUAAAAACUUUGAUAGCAGAACUUAAUGAUCUUUAUUUAAAAUACAGUAACAAUUGUCUUAAACCAAAAUUCCAUUUCUUGGUUCAUUACCCAUCGAUGAUUAAAAAGUUUGGUCCUGUUAGUCAUAUUUGGGCAAUGCGAUAUGAGGCAAAACAUAGAAUUUUAAAAAUUUGUGCUAGGUCGUCAUUUAACAGAAGAAAUCUUUGUUUAACGUUAGCCAUUAAACAUAAAUUACAGCUCAAUGCAACAUUUUAUAAGGGUCGAUUGUGUGCUACUAUUGAUGUAGGUCCUCGGAAGAUCAUUAAUUCAAUUAAAUGUAAAAAAAUUAUUAAUGAACUCAAUCUCGAUUCCAAAGAAACACUAUUUCCUGUUACUUGGGCUACUGUUAAAGUAUUGGCUUUAACGAACAUGUUUCUGCUUAUGAAGUAA